GAAAGAGGCAAUAAUUAGGAGCUGGACCAGCGUGCUGGGUGUGGGAGAGAUAGAGAACCAACAUGAACUCUUGUCGGUUGUUCUGCAAGACAAAACUUGCAGUGUAGUCAUCACUCUCCCUGAGUGCAAAACAACCUUUUUUUUAGCUCAUUUUUCUGCUGCUUGAUGGAUGCUAGGAAACAACACCUUCUUCUAUGCCCUCUUAUUCCCCAUCUCAUAAAUUAACAUUCACUUCACAAUUCUCUCUCUUGUUCUAUGUCAAAACUUGUUCUACAGGUUUAGCACACAGAACGUCAAUAUCAAGAUGAGCACAGGAAACAACAUUGUUAUUGGUGUGCAAGUCACCUUUCUUUGAUUAAGUCUGUUCUUAAUUAGAGGGGAUGAAUUAGGGUUGAACACACUACUACAGGAUGAUCAGGAAAAUUCACUUGCCAGAUACAGGAGAUUAUUAAAAUAAGAAAAAAAGAAAAAAUAGAGGGGAAUGAGAUUAAGUUUAGAUCUUGGCCUUCUUUAUUGAUGGACAUGAGAGAGCAAGAUAAGGUAAUAGAGAUGCCUACCACUUUGGGUUAUAACCUCUCCAAUAGAAAUUCAUCUUCCUCCAAAUUAUCAUCACCAAUAGGGGAAAGAAAUGACCAACCUCCUCAAUCUCAAACGUUGAUUUUCAGUGAUUCACAUCAUCACCAUCCCCUCAACCCACCAAACCCUCUUCAACUUCCACAUCCUCACAGACCCAGAAGAGAUCCAGAUCCAACUCCUAUUUCUCCUCCUGUCAUAACCACCCCAAGAACACAACCACACUCAACACCAACAUUCAGAUACCGAGAAUGUCUCAAGAAUCAUGCUGCCAGCAUGGGGGGUCAUGUCACAGAUGGGUGUGGGGAGUUUAUGCCAAAUGGAGAAGAAGGCACCCCAGAAUCCUUCAAGUGUGCAGCUUGUGAGUGCCACCGCAAUUUCCACAGAAAAGAACCUGAAGGCGAAUCAUCACAACACCAUGUUCUCAACUACCACCUCACUUACCCCAACAAAACCAAUAGAAACAUUGUUAUUCAUUCUCCGCAAUCUCAUCUUCAGUUACCUACACCCCACCUUCACGGGUUGGUGGCUACACCUUCAGGUGGGCCGGUUCAGCCCGCGAUGUUGGGCUUUGGGGGGACCCCAGCUGAGUCCUCAAGCGAAGAUCUCAACAUGUUUCAGACCGAUGAUGCAGGGCAAUUAUUAUCAGCGCAGCCACCACUGUCAUCAUCCAAGAAGAGGUUCAGGACAAAGUUCUCACAGCAACAAAAGGAUAAGAUGAUGGAGUUUGCUGAGAAACUGGGGUGGAAGAUCCAGAGACAAGAUGAACAGGAACUGCAUCAGUUUUGCUCUCAGGUCGGUGUAAAAAGACAGGUUUUCAAGGUUUGGAUGCACAACAGCAAGCAAGCCAUGAAGAAGAAGCAAAUGUAAGCCUAGAUUAAUCAAUUCCAUCUCUUUCAGAUUAAUUGUUGAUUUUUUUCUUAAAAAAAUUUGUGUUCAAUAAAAACACUCAAAGACUUUAAAAUCUUAGA
This is a messenger RNA of Vigna radiata var. radiata (mung bean), 1544 nucleotides long. Its product is annotated as zinc-finger homeodomain protein 6. Gene Ontology annotation, cellular component: nucleus. The record is from RefSeq and is a predicted model, not a curated record. NCBI's taxonomy places the organism in Eukaryota, Viridiplantae, Streptophyta, Magnoliopsida, Fabales, Fabaceae. Gene Ontology annotation, biological process: regulation of developmental process; regulation of DNA-templated transcription. The transcript is spliced from 2 exons. Gene Ontology annotation, molecular function: transcription cis-regulatory region binding; DNA-binding transcription factor activity. The coding region runs from base 517 to 1443 and encodes 308 amino acids.